Poeciliopsis prolifica (blackstripe livebearer) is the source of this 1972-nucleotide messenger RNA. RefSeq names its product apelin receptor 2 (gene aplnr2). The record is from RefSeq and is a predicted model, not a curated record. Gene Ontology annotation, cellular component: membrane. Bases 283 to 1623 code for a protein of 446 amino acids. The transcript is spliced from 2 exons. Gene Ontology annotation, biological process: immune response; G protein-coupled receptor signaling pathway. Gene Ontology annotation, molecular function: G protein-coupled receptor activity. Lineage: Eukaryota; Metazoa; Chordata; Actinopteri; Cyprinodontiformes; Poeciliidae.
CCUGCUCUCUCCAGUUGGCACUCUGUAGCAGCAGACAUCCACAGUUUCAUGGCCCGAUAGAGAGAGAGUCGACUGAAUUACGAGGUUUUUGUUUCUCUCUACAAUGGUAGUCAUAUUUUUAGCAUCAACACAAGGACAUUACCCAAACUAAUUAAGACAAUCCAAGUCAACACCCAGAGGACAGAACAGGAAGCAGGAAAAGCAUCCAGGCUCUAAAUCUCAGCAGCCUUUAUUCAACAGAGUUGAAUUAAAUUAUGAUGCCUGGAUUUGUUUUAUAGAAGGAUGUCAGACUUCCCCACCUCCUCCACUCCCACCCAGACUCUGGAUCACUGCGACUAUGGCGACUGGUAUCCGUCCUUCUCCAUCAUCCCGUCUGUCUAUGUUCUGGCCUUCUUGGUGGGUUGCGUUGGUAACAGCUUGGUGCUCUGGGUGUACCUGGGUCGACCCAGCGGGAUCAGGAUAGGAGACAAACCGCAGUGCUGCUGCUUUUUCAGAGCCAAUCGCCAACAUCUGCCUUCGCCUUGUAAAAACGAACCAUCAGGACGAAGCCACAGAGCGUCCUCUCAUUCCUUCACCUCUUCCUCGUGUCCUCCCUCCGUCCCUCGGCCCUCUCACUCCCUCACAGAUUCUCUGAUAGCUAGUUUGGCAUUAGCUGACCUUUGCUUCCUUGUAACUCUCCCUCUUUGGGCUACCUACACAGCAAUGGGGUAUCACUGGCCUUUUGGGCAACCCCUUUGCCAGAUCAGCAGCUUCCUCACCGCUCUCAACAUGUACGCCAGCAUAUUCAGUCUGAGCGUGCUCAGUGUGGAGCGGUACUGGGUCCUGACGGGUCGGCGGCACUCCGGCCACCAUCCCUCGUCGAGGUGUCCCAGCAGGACGCUGUGGAUACUCGUAGCGGUGUGGGUGGUAGCAGCGGUCCUGGCUCUUCCUGGUUUGCUGCUGCGUUCUGUCAGGGAAAUGGAACUUGACCCCAAGUCUGCGGAUGAUCCUGGGUCUGUAGUCCUUUCCUGUCAGAUGGAUUACUCAAUGCUGGUUGGGGCAGAGCUCGAAGAGGCUGAAAAAGACAGGGCAGAGGUGUGGUGGGCUGCCGUGUUGAGCUUAAAGUCAACCCUAAUUGGCUUCCUGCUGCCGCUUGUCAUCAUGCUCGUCUGCUACUGCUCACUGGCUCAGCUGCUCAGCAGGCACUUUGGACGUGGGCCCCGUCCCGACCGCAGGCGCCAGCGCAGACUCCUCAGGGUCAUUGUCACCUUAGUGAUGGCCUUCUUCCUCUGCUGGAUGCCACUCAACGUCAACAAAACUGUCUCCAUCCUGCUGGAGUUGGGCUUCGUCCCAUAUUCAUGCUCUCUAGACCAGGCUCUGCUGGCCGCUCAUCCGUACGUCACCUGUUUGGCCUACCUCAACUCCUGCCUGAACCCCCUGCUCUACGCCGCAUGCGACUCUUCAUUUAGGGAACGAUGCACAGCAGCUCUGCUCAUGUGGUGCAGGAUGUGCAGAAGAGAAGCAGAGAGAGAUGGGAAGAAAGAAGAACAAGAGAAACAGCAGAGGAGCUCAACCUUUCCUUCAAGGACACAAGAGGAAGUAGAGGGAAGGACAGAAGACGAAGAGGAAGAGGACAGGUUAUGAGAAGGAUAAGGAAUAAUAAACUCUUUGUGUUCAAUUCAAAAACAGAAUAAAAUUGAAUAUAAAAAAUAAAAGAGAAACUGAAUAUUUGUAGCACAUUGUUAGGUUUAAAAUUCCCAGCUGGCUGAGCAUUUGCUCUGUCCAGCUAGUGUGAGACUUUUAGAGUUAACAUCCAGAAAUGGAAAUGUUCAAACAGUAUUUUCCCACGGGGUAUAAUGUAGAUGUUUCCCACAAGAAGAUGUUCAUGCUUCCUAAAUUAUUUGAUGCAGAAAUAAUCUGGGGUCAGAUAAAAGCUUCUCAUGAUAUAUGAUAUGCGAUGCAUUCAGAAUGUACUUUGUAUUUGUUGGUUUUU